AUGCUGAACAUCAAAUCGAUCUCAACCCUCCUCCUCCUUGCCAGCUCCUCCCUCCUCGUCGCUGCCCGCCCGGGAGAGUAUCCCACGGACAAGUACCCUACCGACAAGUACCCUACCGAUAAAUACCCUACCGAUAAAUAUCCCACCGACAAAUAUCCCACCGACAAAUAUCCCACCGACAAAUACCCUACUGACAAGUACCCCGUUGAGGACAAGCACCCUAUUGAUAAGUACCCUACUCAUAAGAAGCCCAAGCCACAGCCCGCCCCCGUCUGCGGCACCUGCAACCCUAUCUCGGGCCAGAACCACUGUGAUAUAACCACUUCCUGCAUCAACACGGGCAAGCGCUUCCACUGUGCCUGCCGGGCUGGCUACAAGGCCAGCAAGGACAACGACAACAUCAACAAGCAAUUCCGUCUGCCAUUCAAGAACUUCGAGUACCUCGUCUUCACUCCCGAGUCUACCGAGUGCAAGAUCCUUUGCGACGAUAACACGAAGCCGGCCAAUGAGCUUUGCCAAGAGGUUCCGCUUUAUCAACAAUGCGAGGCAUAAGCCGCGUUUCUCUUGUUCUUCACUCACUAGAGAAAUGGGAUCGCAUGUUUUGGGGUAUUCGGGUUUGUUUUUUCCAAGUAUUUUGAACACGUUGCUUGCUUUGUUCGUUUGUAAUGGAGGGCUAGUUGGGACAGGGGGAAGAGAGAGACAACUAAUUUUUGCGGGUCGGGGAAAGCUUCAUCUAUGUGCUCCAAAUAGGGGUUUUCGUGUUUCCUAUUGAUAGCAAUAAAUACCGAUGAAGUCGGACAUAGGGAAACAUCUUGUUGUGUGCAAAAUUAUUUUAAUACAUUGCUUAGACUCCUUUUGGUUACUUGAAUAGUUAUUAUUUAAUCUUAAAGAUGUUCACUUGUGGGCUAUAAAAUUUACAUAAAGCAAUUAUUUCUCUAUUGUUGUAUGGACAUCUUUCGAAAAGAUUGGUUCACCGCCUUUGAAACUCUUCCAUUUCAAGGGAAGCAAAGGAA
This is a messenger RNA of Histoplasma capsulatum G186AR, 1013 nucleotides long. RefSeq lists its product as uncharacterized. The record is from RefSeq and is a predicted model, not a curated record. Bases 1 to 552 code for a protein of 183 amino acids. NCBI's taxonomy places the organism in Eukaryota, Fungi, Ascomycota, Eurotiomycetes, Onygenales, Ajellomycetaceae. The transcript has a single exon.